Pogona vitticeps (central bearded dragon) is the source of this 2654-nucleotide messenger RNA. The record is from RefSeq and is a predicted model, not a curated record. NCBI's taxonomy places the organism in Eukaryota, Metazoa, Chordata, Lepidosauria, Squamata, Agamidae.
UAGGCUAGUGUUCAAAGGGUCAACCCUUUGCCAUGGGCCAAAAGACCUUUCUUCAAACAAUCUUCCUUUGGGAUUAUCCACAUCAUGCUGUGCUCUUGAGAGGUGCCAACGUGAGGAUGUGGAGACAAAGAAAUCAGGGCUCUCAAGGAAGAUUUCAAAUAAUGGCAUUUCUAAUGUCCUUAUUAAUGCAGAUGCCUCGGGCAGUGUGCAAGGGCACUGUUUCUAAAUUCUGUAUCAUUCAACAUAUUUCUGUUCUUUACAAGUAUUAUCAGUCUGGAGAUUUCAGUAUCGCUGGCAUUGUCUCUCAGGUCUACACAUUUUCUGAUCCAAUUGUGUUCAGCAACCAUCCCUCCACAAAGGUGAUUAAUGAACUGAUCCACUUCAGCGUGAGCGGGACCUACCUUGCUUCUAUGGAGCUUCUCUCUUCUCAGAGAAGAUCGAUCCCAAACUACAAGUGCGGCUUUGAGAUAAAUCCAAUAGCAGCCAUUGGGGGACCUGACAUAUGCGUGCACAUGACCCACAUUCUGAGCCUCUACAAAUUUCCCCAGCUCACUUAUGGCUCUGCUCCACUAAUGGACAACCCAAGCCAAACCAAAUUUCUCCAGCAAAUGUUUCCCAACGGGGCUCUGCAAGACAGCAGCAUUCUCCAGUUGCUGCUGCAUUUCAGGUGGACGUGGAUUGGGGUUCUUUGUGCAAAUGAUAUUUACGGAGAAGCGUUGGUACACGAUGUACUCCCUGGGUGGUCCCAGCAUGGUAUUUGUUUUGAGUUCAUAAGAAGAUUCCCAGCAGUGACUUUUUCUGAUGGGUUUGAAAGUGCGAUAGAGAAAGAAUCUGAACUAUACAAUCUUGUCAUGCAAAGCAGAGCCAACGUCAUGGUCUCAUUCGGUGAAAUCCACACAAUGAUACUGUUGACAUUGAUGCACGGGUUUUCUGAUGUGGAGGACACAAAAAGGAAAGCAAAUGUCUGGAUUCUUUCAGCCCAAAUGGAUUAUGCAUCCCUUUCUUUUCAUAAGGAUUGCAGCAUUGAUUUUCUCCAUGGAGCAAUCUCCGUAGCCGCUCACUCAGUGGAGGUGCCCGGAUUCCGGGAAUUUCUUCAGACCCGAAAUCCUGGAAAAGAGGAUGGCUUCUUCAGGUCCUUUUGGGAGCAUGCCUUUGACUGCCAGUUCCCUAGUGCCGAUACUGAUAGCCAAUCUGAGGUACCCUGCACUGGGGAGGAGAAAUUGGAGGCUCUUCCUGCCUCUGCUUUUGAAAUGGCCAUGUCUGCUCAGAGCUACAGUAUGUACAAUGCUGCCUAUGUUGUGGCACACACUUUGACAUCAAGGUACUCUCCCAGAUCCCAGAAGAGAAUCACCGUGGAUGGAGGGAGUGGAAAGCUUCUGAAUCAAGAGUCAUGGCAGCUCCACUACUUUCUUAGAAGCGUCUCAUUCAACAACAGUGCCGGAGAAAGGAUUUCCUUUAACUCAGAUGGUGAACUGAUAGCUGGGUUGGAUAUUAUCAACUGGGUCACAUUCCCAAACCGGUCCUUUCACAGAAUCCGAGUUGGAAGAAUAGACCCUACGGCGCCCCCAGACAAAGCGUUCUCUAUUUCAGACCAUUCAAUCAUAUGGCCCAGGGACUUUAACCAGACACUCCCCCUUUCCUUAUGUAAUGAGGAAUGCCAUCCAGGUUAUAGGAAGGCCAAGAUGGAAGGGAAGCCAUUUUGCUGCUACGAUUGCCUUCCAUGUCCUGAAGGGAUAAUUUCAAAUCAGACAGAUAUGGAAGAGUGCGUUGAGUGUCCAAAAAGCCAAUAUCCAAAUCAUAACCAGGAUUCGUGCAUUCAAAAAGAGACCACUUUCCUGUCUUAUGAAGAACCCAUGGGAACCACCCUGGCCAUUGUUGUGAUCACUUUUUCUUUCCUCACAGCUUUGGUACUUGCUCUCUUCAUCAAGCACCAGGAGACUCCCAUAGUCAAAGCCAACAACCGGAGCCUCACCUACACUCUCCUCAUCUCCCUCCUGCUAGCCUUCCUUUGUGUUUUACUCUUCCUUGGGCAACCAAAUAAGCUGACCUGUCUUCUUCAGCAGCCUGCUUUUGGCCUCAUCUUCUCAGUGGCCAUUUCCUGUGUGUUGGCCAAAACCAUCACGGUGGUUCUCGCUUUCAUGGCUACAAAGCCUGGGUCCCAGAUCAGGAAAUGGGUGUGGAAAAGAAUAGCCAGCUCCAUUGUUCUUUCUUGUUCCCUCAUUCAAGCUGUGAUUUGUGUUGUGUGGCUGGCAACCUCUCCCCCUUUCCCAGAUAUUGACAUGUACUCAAUGCCUGAGGAGGUGGUACAGGAGUGUAACGAGGGGUCGUCCACCAUGUUUUACUGUGUCCUGGGCUUUCUGGGUUUCCAAGCCAUUGUCAGCUUCAGUGUGGCCUUCCUAGCUAGGAAGUUACCAGACAGUUUUAAUGAAGCCAAGUUUAUCACCUUCAGCAUGUUAAUGUUCUGCAGCGUUUGGGUGUCCUUUGUUCCCACCUACUUGAGCAGCAAGGGAAAGUCCAUGAUGGUUGUGGAGAGUUUCUCCAUCUUGGCCUCCAGUGCUGGGCUGCUGGCUUGCAUCUUUUUCCCCAAGUGCUUUAUUAUUGUUAUGAGGCCUGAGUUGAACUGCAGACAGCAGCUAAUGAAAAGGAAGCAUUAA